AUGACCACCCCCCGCUUCUCAACCGAAGACGUAACAGUCGUUUUCUUCCUCGGCGGCCCAGGCAGCGGCAAAGGCACCCAAUCCGCCAACCUAGUCGAAUCCUAUGGCUUCGUGCACCUCUCCGCCGGCGACCUCCUGCGCGCCGAGCAAGAGCGCGCCGGCAGCCAAUACGGCGACAUGAUCCGAGAGUACAUCCGGGAAGGCAAGAUCGUGCCGAUGGAAGUUACCGUCGCUCUGCUGUCCAACGCGAUGGCCGAUUCGCUGGCCUCGGCGCCCCCGCCCGCCGGCACGAAAGCGCGCUUCCUGAUCGAUGGCUUCCCGCGGAAACUGGACCAGGCUGUGUUCUUCGAGGCAACCGUUUGCCCUUCGGAGUUGGUGCUUUUCCUUGAUUGCCCCGAGGAUGUGAUGGAGAGUCGGCUGUUGAAGCGCGGCGAGACCAGUGGCCGCGCGGACGAUAAUGCUGAGUCUAUUCGCAAGCGGUUCAAGACUUUUGUCGAGACUUCUAUGCCUGUUGUUGAGGAUUUCAGGGCGAAGGAUAAGGUCGUUGAGGUUAAGGCUGAUACCUCUGUCAAGGAGGUUUAUGCCAAGAUCAAGGCUGGUAUUGAGAAGAGGGGCAUCGAGGCUCGUUAA
Penicillium soppii is the source of this 630-nucleotide messenger RNA. It is a transcript of the gene ura6, whose product is annotated as uridylate kinase ura6. The coding region runs from base 1 to 630 and encodes 209 amino acids. The record is from RefSeq and is a predicted model, not a curated record. Gene Ontology annotation, cellular component: cytoplasm; nucleus. Gene Ontology annotation, biological process: CDP biosynthetic process; UDP biosynthetic process; 'de novo' pyrimidine nucleobase biosynthetic process. NCBI's taxonomy places the organism in Eukaryota, Fungi, Ascomycota, Eurotiomycetes, Eurotiales, Aspergillaceae. The transcript has a single exon. Gene Ontology annotation, molecular function: UMP kinase activity; ATP binding.